AUGGCUAAACAUAAUCUAUUACAAUUAUCACCUAUUUCUAGUGAUGAACAUGAUGAUACAUAUUCUCCUACACCAUUUAAUCCAUCAUCAAUUAAUCAAUCUGAUUUGGUUGAUGACUCACGUGCUCCAUCUCUUGAAUCUCUCGACAACAACGACAAUUCUCAUCCCCCACACACUAAUUCGAUCGUCAUCUGCCCAACACAACGAUUAGUCACAUUCUCUACAUCUAUACAACAAUCAACAUUUAACGAUUGGGAAACCAUCUCAUCCAAUGACGAUGAUACAACUUUUACACAUACCGAAAUUCAACGGUCACCUUUAACUUCUCGUAUAUCAACUUAUUUACUUCCUAUUCGAGAAGAACUAUCAGAAGCUGAACGACGGAAAAUUCAUAAUCGAUCAUGUACAAUUCGUCAAAGACAACGAUAUUAUCGCCAUGAAAUCAUUCGAAGAAACAUAGAUGGUCGUUUUACCAUCACUCAAGUAAAAAAUAUCCUCCGACAACUUCAUAUUCCCUUCAAUGUUGUUAAUAUUGCUCGAUCCAACAUAACACACAAAUAUUCAUUAUAUAUCGGACUUCGUAAUCCAUCACAACUUCCCGUUUAUCAAUAUCAAACUCGUUAUUUAUUCACCACCGACCAUUAUAACGAACUUCAAUCAGCUCGACCUCAAUUUCGUUCAUCUUCUCAUUAUAAUCGCCAUCGUCAACCUUAA
Rotaria sp. Silwood2 is the source of this 714-nucleotide messenger RNA. Lineage: Eukaryota; Metazoa; Rotifera; Eurotatoria; Philodinida; Philodinidae. The record is from the annotation of a GenBank genome assembly.